AUACAUAUUAUUGAAUGUACAAAUAGACGAGAAGAAAUUCAAUAAGCAAUAUCCACCAAUCAAUGAAACAUUUAUGAUUUAAUAAUAUAAUUGAUAUCAGACUAAUCAAAUGGGAUAAUUACAUUAAGUUACGUCAAUUUUGCGAACUGAUUUCUGUUGAAAAAUAAGAGAAAACAACGAAAAAUCUUAACUUGAAAAUAUAUGUCAGUAUGUCAACUAGAAAAUUUAAAAUUUUGGUUUUUUUUUUCGAAGAAAUAUAUAAUUAAUGGAAUCCGAAGAUGAAAACUGUGGUUGCAUUUCAAAACGAAGAAAAUCCAGUGAGAAAAAUCCUAGAUUGAGCGCAAUAAACUUUACUCCAGUUAUUACAUUACCACUGGGCCCAGUAGCUCAUUCCGAGUAUUUCAAAGGUAAAAGGGUAUUAGUUACUGGCGCAACGAGAGGAAUCGGCAAAAACUUAGUGAAAAAUCUCCAUUAUCUUGGCGCUCAAGUGAUAGCACUAGGCAGAACUGAAGCUGAUUUGGAAAUUUUGUGUGCAGAAGUCAGUGGUUUACAUCCAUUAUUCAUUGACAUAUCUAAAUGGUCUGCGUUAGAAAGGAAACUAAGCAAUAUAGGAGAUAUAGAUUUCCUAGUGAACUGUGCUGGAGUGUCGUAUCUAGGAUCAAUAUUGAAUACAACAGAGGAUCAAUUUGAUGAAAUCUUCAACAUCAAUACCAAAGGUUUGAUCAACAUUACCAAGCUUUUUGCCCAAUUACUUAUCAAACGAAAAGCUAAAGGUUCCAUUGUUUCCAUAAGUUCACAAUCAAGCACAUUCGGAAUUAAAAGACAUGGUUUAUUUGGAGCCUCUAAGGCUGCAGUGGAAGCAUUUACAAGGGCAGCUGCGAUAGAGUUUGGCCCACAUGGUAUAAGAAUAAACUGCAUUAGUCCUUCAAUUGUCAUGACAAAAACUGCCAGAAUCGUAUGGAGCAAAGGAAAGGAGUCCAAAAAUAUAAUAGCAAAAAUACCGAUGAAGAGAUUUGGUGAGAUCCAUGAGGCGGUUCAAGCAAUUCUGUUUUUAUUAAGUGACAAAUCCUCAAUGAUUACUGGUUAUAUAAUGCCUGUGGAUGGUGGUUUUUCAGCUUGUUAAAAUUUCUUUUUAUUUGUUUUAGCUAUAUAUUAUAUUUUUGAACCAUAUAAAAUUUGAAUUUAAAAUUAUACAAUUGUUAUACAUAUAUAAAAUGUUGUAAAAAAUA
Messenger RNA from Harmonia axyridis, 1229 nucleotides. Its product is annotated as L-xylulose reductase-like. Gene Ontology annotation, biological process: glucose metabolic process; xylulose metabolic process; siderophore biosynthetic process. The transcript is spliced from 3 exons. Gene Ontology annotation, molecular function: L-xylulose reductase (NADPH) activity; carbonyl reductase (NADPH) activity; 2,3-dihydro-2,3-dihydroxybenzoate dehydrogenase activity. Lineage: Eukaryota; Metazoa; Arthropoda; Insecta; Coleoptera; Coccinellidae. The coding region runs from base 266 to 1123 and encodes 285 amino acids. The record is from RefSeq and is a predicted model, not a curated record.